This is a messenger RNA of Harmonia axyridis, 1944 nucleotides long. RefSeq names its product juvenile hormone esterase-like. The transcript is spliced from 10 exons. NCBI's taxonomy places the organism in Eukaryota, Metazoa, Arthropoda, Insecta, Coleoptera, Coccinellidae. The record is from RefSeq and is a predicted model, not a curated record. Bases 83 to 1741 code for a protein of 552 amino acids.
UUUCUUAUAUUUAUCUCAAUUUUAUCAGUCCCGCGUACGUAUAUGAACAUUUGGCAAGUGGUCUUUGAAUUAUAUCAGAAAAAUGAUAUCUUUGAAAGUGAAGAGUGUUCUGAGCACGGUUUUUUGUGUAUUAUUGUCGUUCGUGGAAGUGAAAGGUAUUAUAGUAAAAACGGAAAAUGGAUUGGUUCAGGGAAAGAUAGGACGUACAGUAGGACAAAAUAAAACCUUCUAUGCAUUUCAAGGCAUUCCCUAUGCUAAACCACCCGUUGGACACUUGAGAUUUCUGGCUCCUCAGCCCAUAGAGGAUUGGAAUGAUGUCUUAACCACAGAUACAGACGCACCAAGAUGUAUUCAGACGAAUCAAAAUCAAGUAUUAGGAAAGGAAGAUUGCCUAUAUCUGAAUGUGUACACACCACAGUUGCCAGACGUAUCAAAACCUCUUCUACCUGUGAUGGUCUGGAUAUACGGUGGAGGAUUCGAAGCAGGAACAUCAGAAUACAACGAAACCGGACCAGACUACUUCUUGGACGAAGAUGUCAUCUUCGUUUCACUUAAUUACAGAUUGGGCGUUUUUGGGUUCUUAAGUUUGGGUGAUACUGUUGUGCCUGGUAACAACGGCUUGAAGGAUCAGAAUUUGGCGUUGCUUUGGAUUAAACAGAAUAUCAUAAACUUCGGUGGCGAUGAAGACCAGAUUACACUCUUUGGUCAGAGUGCGGGAUCGGCUUCAGUCUCAUAUCAUUCGCUCUCUCCUCAUUCUAAAGGAUUGUUCAACAGAGCUAUUUUGCAAUCUGGAACCUCAUUCUGUCUUUGGUCCUUCUCCAGAUUAGGACCUGAGGUAGCCAGGGAACUUGCAACCAACUUGAAAAUCAACACGACCUCUUCAGAAGCCAUACUCUACGCUUUACAGAACAUUGACGCUUAUGAACUCCAUCAAAAAGCCAGAGAAGCAACGCAAGCAAAAUAUCUGACUGCUGACCCCAAAGAUGGAUUCAUCUUUGCCCCAGUUCUUGAGCCUGAUCAUCCUGGUUCCUUUUUGAGCAACAGGAGUUACGAACUGGUGCGUACAGGGAAUUUCUUCAAGGUUCCCACCAUGUUGGGCUAUAACUCCUUGGAAGGUUGGACACAGGUAUCAAACGUAUUCAGAAUAUACUUGGUAAGGUACGACUUAACUCCCUCUAAACUGGUACCUGCAGAUAUGAAUAUUAAAGAUCCAGAAUUGAAGAAUAUUGUUGGUAAAAAAAUCAAAUAUCAGUAUUUUGGAUUGAUGCCCGUUUCACUAUCUACAGAUGACUUGCUAUUGUAUAUCAGUCAUGACCAGUUCGUAAGACCUAUUCAGCAAUAUGCUAAAAUGUUGGCGAAAUAUUCUCCUACAUAUAUGUACAAGUUUCAUUAUGAAGGUGCACUUGGAGGAAAAGUUAACAGAACAUCGACAGGAGUAGCUCAUGCUGAAGAAUUGGGAUAUCUGUUCAGAAGGAAUAUCAGUGCUUCUGCUGAUGAUGUACUAACUAGAACGAGAAUGAUCAGACUUUGGACCAACUUUGCUAAAUAUGGUGAUCCAACUCCAGUUUCAGAUGGAAUAUUGCAGAACCAAAAAUGGCUACCCAUAACUGACAACUCCACAAUGAACACACUGAGUAUCGAUUACAACUUAACAACAACCCUAAAUCCAGACAACAACGCUGUUACGUUCUGGGACAAACUAUACGCAAAAUAUGGACGCUCUCCGUUUGACACCUAUUGAAUUUAUUGUAUUUCUCGGUUUCUAAUUCCUUUCAUGGAAUUAUACAGUGCGAAAAGUUUGAAGUAUGAGUUACCAGCCAAGAUAGACUCCGAUAAAGACAAAUUUGGUUCAAACUUUUUUUUUAAUUCCGAAACAUUGUGAAUAAUACUCUAGAAAAAAUGUAUAAAAAAGACCGAAUAAAAGUUACGAAACAUUUUCAUUCA